Ahaetulla prasina is the source of this 11290-nucleotide messenger RNA. It is a transcript of the gene VIPR2, whose product is annotated as vasoactive intestinal peptide receptor 2. Gene Ontology annotation, biological process: adenylate cyclase-modulating G protein-coupled receptor signaling pathway; cell surface receptor signaling pathway. Gene Ontology annotation, molecular function: G protein-coupled peptide receptor activity; vasoactive intestinal polypeptide receptor activity; peptide hormone binding. The record is from RefSeq and is a predicted model, not a curated record. Gene Ontology annotation, cellular component: plasma membrane. Bases 708 to 1934 code for a protein of 408 amino acids. The transcript is spliced from 16 exons. NCBI's taxonomy places the organism in Eukaryota, Metazoa, Chordata, Lepidosauria, Squamata, Colubridae.
CGCAGGUGGCCGCCGCCGCCUCCGCCUCCGCGGGAGGGGUCCGGGAAGCCCCUUCCUCGCCGUAAUCUCCCGUCUCCUGCGGGAGCGAGGCUGAACGGACUAGCCCCUCCCGCCCCCCGGGUUGCAAAGGGGCACCCCCGGAUUCACACGAGGUUCCGGGGGAAAAAAAAAACGGGUCGGGAGGCAGAAGAAAGGAGGAAAGGUGGAGUGAGAAAGAGAUCCCCACCCCUCCCGUGCCUUCUGCAAGAGCCAGUAGGCUUGCUUCUCCAGGCGAUUAAGAAAAUGUAUGACGAUGGAGGCUUCUUAAUUGCAGUGUUAAUAUCUGAUGCAUUCUGAGUCACUGCAGUGAUGAAUGACAUUGUUGUGGUCCGCCAGCAGCCUGUGGAGCUGGCAACGGAGUCGGACGGCGAUGAGGCUGAGGAAGAACAUGCCCGCUCGCAUGACUGCCUGGAAGCAGCUGGCAAAGAGGAGGCGGCUGAGAGGCUUCUCGCAGUUGCAUCAAAAAAGAAAAAGCCUUUUUUUUGGCUGCGGCAGCUGGCUGCAGGCUGCCAAAAACUACUGGAGGUCAGCUUGCUUUCCGAACUCCAGACCAGCCAUCGUGGGAGGAAGCAAGCCGGUGGCUGGAGAGAGGAGGUGCCAUUGGAAAAGUACUGAAUGGUGAUGCAGAAAAUUAUAUACUGGUAAAAAGUAUUCACCCAGAAUGCAGAAUGCAACAGGAAAUCUUUGAAGAAGAAAAGAAGUGUAUGGAACAUUUAAAGAAUGCCAAUGCAGUGAGUUUAACAGGAUGUGUUGGGAUCUGGGAUAACAUUACCUGCUGGCGUUCUGCAGAAAUUGGAGAAACUGUAACAGUCCCUUGUCCGAAAAUCUUCAGCAAAUUUUUCAGCAAACAAGGAAAUAUCAGCAAAAACUGUACAAGUAAAGGAUGGUCAGAGAUGUUUCCACAUUUUUUCAUUGCUUGUGGAUUGAAAGAUAUCGAAGACAACCCGGUUUUCUAUGUUUGGGUGAAAGCAAUUUAUACCCUCGGACACAGUGUUUCUCUCAUUGCUCUGGUCACAGGAAGCAUCAUUCUUUGUGUUUUCAGGAAACUUCACUGCACUCGGAACUACAUACAUUUGAAUCUGUUCCUGUCUUUCAUUUUAAAGGCAAUCUCUGUCUUAGUUAAAGAUGAAAUCCUCUAUUCCGACACUAGCACAGAUAAGUGUUCAGAUCAUGCUUCUUGGGUCGGCUGCAAGGCUAGCUUGGUAUUUUUCCAGUACUGUGUAAUGGCCAAUUUUUAUUGGCUCUUAGUUGAAGGACUUUAUCUCCACAUCCUCCUCAUGAUCAUGUUCUCUUCUAACAGACACUUCACCGCAUAUCUCCUUACUGGAUGGGGAAUCCCUACAAUUUUCAUCAUAAUAUGGAUAAUAACUAGAGUCUAUCUAGACAACAGUGGUUGCUGGGAUACAAAUGACCAUAGUGCUCCUUGGUGGAUUAUACGAGUACCAAUCCUAAUUUCCAUUUUAGUAAAUUUUAUCAUUUUCAUUAGCAUAAUAAGAAUUCUGCUGCAGAAGUUAAGAUCACCAGAUGUGGGAGGCAAUGAGCAAUCACAAUACAAGAGACUUGCAAAGUCAACGUUGCUUCUGAUUCCACUCUUUGGUGUUCACUAUGUGGUGUUUGCAGUCUUUGGCGUUUCUAACUACUACCAGAUGGUUUUUGAAUUAUGCCUGGGUUCUUUUCAGGGACUGGUUGUUGCAAUCCUGUACUGCUUUCUGAAUAGUGAAGUUCGAGGAGAGCUGAAAAGAAAAUGGAAGAGCUGGUGUCUGAAUGAAAGAAUGAGCCGCGAUUACAAAGUUCACAGGUCUUCUGUUUUUCCAAAUGACUCAGAAGGUGGACCCCAGUUGCAUCGCAAUUCGGCCACACAGUUUUCUUCUCAGACAGAAACCUCGGUGAUAUAAGUCAUCUAGGUGCCUACAGAAAAACUAUGGGGCAUGUCCCUGGGUACAUAGUUCAUUCAUUGUGCUAUUUUCUAAUGUGCAGUUUGUACUCCACUUUAUCUGUAUGUCAAGAUAGAGGGAUUUUCAGCCUAAUGACAGCUAUCUUUUGUACUUGCUUUUAGAACUUGGUUAUGAUGAAAACCUUUUCCCGCUAUUAAUUCCCCCACCCCACAAACUGUAUAUGCUGCAAAUAGCUGUAAUAGUUUAAUAGUUACCAUCCACGUUUGAUUUAAACUUCUGGAAAGUCAUCAAAUCAUGCCGCAAUUAGUCUCAUCUGUUGAAGAAAUGUUUCUUUUUACAAAGUUUGUUCCAAAGACUAUAUAUUUAGAUAUUAAAUCUGCUACCGUUCUUGUCCUUUUGCAAAAUAUUGACUCUCAUUGGAGUAAAUUCUGUGCAGGUAGUCCUUUUUAGCAACCAUAAUUGGGGCCAGCAACUUGGUCAUUAAGCAAAAUGGUCUCUAAGUGAAACAUGAUUUUAUUAUCUUCAGCUUUCCUUUGCUUCACAGACCUAUGAAGCUCUUAAAUGGGAGGACUGGUCACAAAAUUACUUUUUCAUUACCAUAGUAAUUGUGAACAGUCACUAAGCAGGACAGUUGCUAAAGGUGGACUACCUGUAGAGAAGCCUGCUGCUUAUAUUUGCAAUAUCGUUUGGUAGAAAUCAUGAAUUUGCUUGGUCUUUUGAACCUAGAAGGGUUAUAUGUACAUAGUAUUGGCUUUCCAUCCCAAACAAAUUAUUUAUGGAGGUAUGAUUAUGACCAUAGUAUUGGAGCUUGUGGUCACAGCUAGUCUGAUUUGUCAUGUAGGGGAACACUUGAAGGAAUUUGAAUGCAAAGUAAAAAUGGAAAACUAAAUCUUAAGUGUUUGUGGGUUAUCACAGCAGAUCGCACUUUCCUGGCACAAUGGAAUAGAUUGGAAAACAUUUGAAAAAGGAAAAAAUUUCAGUAUCAACCUUUUUUUUUAAUGUUUCUGUGAUCUUCCAAAUGCUGUUCUUUAUCAGUUUUCUCAUACGUUGGUUUUAAUACUAUUUAUUGUGUGCCUUUUUUUAUAUUCCCUGUAAUGUAAUGUAUUUUGACUAUUCCCAAGGUUUUCCUUUUUGUUAGCUUCUGUGGAUUUCUGUAAAAUAAGACUAAAGCACUUAUUGAGAGACGUCCCUGCCACCUCUCCAUAAUGUUGUCCAGUUUUAUUAGAUUUUUAUUUGUUUUUAAUGUCUUGGCCAUGGGUCCCAGCAAAAAAAAAUUCCAAUCUGUUUUUUAUGAACAGAUGGGCCAUCAACACUAAAAGUGUAGUCAUAAGAAAAAGUCUUCUAUUUUCAGGUGUGUUGGGUUUGCAGCUUCCAACACAACUUGUUUCAUUAGGUUGCGCUUUUAUAAUGCGUGAAAAGAACAAUGAUCAACCUUUGUGCAGUGGACCCCAAAACAAAUAAUUUCCCUGAGUAGUUGCAUUUUUAGAUUAAUAUUUAUUAUGGUAUUUCAGCCAGAAUAAUAGUAACUCAAUUAUUUUCAGUUUUAGGGUGCCUCCUCCGUUAUACUAUGUCUCUGAUCUGCACUGGCUCUACGGGGAAUGAUACUUCGCUUUAGAAUGUUCAGCAUAUGUCAUCUAUUUGAUGUCAAUGACUUUUACAACACAACCAUAUUAAAAUAUUCUGAUGAUCCUGAAUGAAAAUAAGGCAUAGUGAUGAGCUAAAGAAAUACUUUCAAGAUGCUGGGCUUUAAAUGCGUGCGUCUAUUAUUCCCAGACUUCCUGGUCAGCCAGAAAGAAUUUUGGGAAAUUUUAUUUCCACACAGGUGGUCCUCAUUUAUCAACUGCCUUGUUCACAGUUACAACAUUGAUGAAAAGGUAACUUUGCAACCAAUUCUCACAUUUAAAACCUUUGCAAGUCUUUAAAACAAAGGAAAGAUGAAAUAAGAUCAUAAGCAUAGUCACCAGUUUUACUAAACAAGUGCUUUACUUAAUGAUGGAAUUACUAUUCCCAGUUGUGAUUGCUAAAUGAGAACAAACUGUGUUUGAAAUAUCCAGAGUCUAGAUCGGGGUGUCAUGAAGUUGUCACGUGACUUAUCACAACUUUUUACCCCUUUGAUAAACCGGACAUGGCCAUGGCCAGCGCAUGACACAUGGUUUGUCUAAAAACAGCUAAUAUCUUUGGAAUAGCAACUUGCUUUAAAACCAGAAAGUCAGGCAUAUAUUCCUGGAAGCAGGUUCCAUAAAUUCUUCAGUGUUGCCUCGCUUUAGCUACCUGUUUCCCCAAAAAUAACACCCAACCAGAAAAUAAGCCCUAGCAUGAUUUUUCAGGAUGCUUGUAAUAUAAGCCCUACCCCCAGAAUAAGCCCCAGUUAAGAUUGUCAGCCAGAUGGAUGCAUUUAGUACCGUAUAUCCCCCAAAAUAAGACCUAACCAGAAAACAAGCCCUAAUACGUCUUUUGGAGCAAAAAAUUAAUAUGAGACCCCAUCUUGUUUUCGGGGAAACACGGUAUUUUUGCAAAAGCUGGUCUAUAUAUGCUGAACAUUUUUUUUUAUUAAUUAGUAUGGUCUUCCUUUCAUUGCCCCCAGAAUGAAAAAGCUAGUUUUCUUAAAGAAUGCACCCUCUUAUAAAAGGCAAAAUAAAAAGCAUAAUUGUCCAUACUCGUAAUGCUUUUUUGAUUUGAUAUAACUGGCUUUCUAUGUUUCCUUUUCUAAUAUUCUUUUUUUUUUCAGUGUUCUUUUCCAGUGUUUUUCAAAUUGAAAGUUGAUUGUUUUUCUUGAAUAGAGUUUUUCUUCUUGUUGGACCCAUUUCUAAAAAGUUGCAUAAGAUCCAAAAUGUGGAAAGAAUUAACUAUGAUUAAAUUUUUAGGUUUUGUUUUUUUUUAAAUAGCAAGAUGAAAAAUAAAAAUUGCUUUUUUCUAGGAUUGUUUUAGUUUUCUAGUCUAGCCUUCAAAUUUAGUCUUUCCAAAUAUUAGUCUAAAUUUAAAUUUAAUCAUCCUACGUUGACUAGGCACAAUGACAACAUUGGAAACCAUUUUUAUAUAACAAAACAGAUGGAAACCUAGCACCUCAUUAUAAUUUCUAAUCUUAUUACAACAUAUAGGUUCAGGUUGUUUUUAAGUAAGAUUAUAUGGAAAAAUCCACAUUGCCGAGGGAUGUGGCUGUGCUUGGUUGCCAUUGGACAAACUCUUAACCAUCGAUAGAGUCUUAAUAUGGAUCAGUGGCUGUGUUUUUUCCAGUAAUACUCCUGCAACUUAAAGGAGCUGAAGUCAGUGCUCCAAUCAGGAACUGAGCCUUCUUCCCAGUUUUUCUGUUGUUCUGGCUGAUAGCUACAAAUUUAUUAGCCUCAGCCUGAUCUUGAGGCUCCAUGAAAGUCAACUGCCCUGCUGAUACAUAUAGUCUUCAACUUACAACUGUUUGUUUAAUAAGCAUAUGAACUUACAGUGGUACUGAAAAAAGUGCCUUAUAACCAGUCCUCAUACUUACUGGUGUGCCAGCCCCAAGGUCACAUGAUCAGAAUUCAGGCACUUGGCAUGUGGCAUGUACUUACGAUGGUUGCAACAUUGCAGGGUCAUGUGAUUGCCAUUUGAGACCUUCCCAAUCAGCUUUCGACAAGCAAACAGUGGAAAAACUGAGACAACUGUAGUGAUUUGCUUAACAACCAUGGAAAAAAGGUAAAAUUGGGCGUGAUUCAUUUAACAACUGCCUCGCUUAGCAAUGAAAGUUCUAGUCCACAUUGUGGGCAUUAAUCAAGGGCUAUCUGUAUAAGGCAGGAAUGAAUCCCAGAUAGUGAGAUACUACAGCAGCACUAUAGCCUUUCCAGUAGUGUUCUUCUCAGUUUUAUCCCAACCCAUCCCUAAAUAUAGCUAAUAUUUUGUAACUAUCUGUAAAUUGCUGAAUAAAUCAAAUUAUAAAUAUUGUUGGAACUAAGAGGGCUAGGUAAGUUGUUUGUAAUAUGACUUUACACUGCAGUGCUGCUGACUGCCUGUUCAAAGUUAACAAGAUUGAAGGAGGAAAAAAGUUUGACAUGAUCUCUUUUUUAAUAACCAUAAAAGGUAUAAACCAAAAGAGGGCUUUUUUGUUUUGUUUUAACCUCCUGUCUUUGUGCAGCCAUUGUAAAAGGACACAAAGCUGACAGGUUUUUAUAAAUAGAAGUGUGGAAUAUCUGCAGUCCUAAGAGGAAAGGGUAUAGCUGCGUUUACUUCUAUUGUCGCCUAUGUCUUUGGCUUUCUUAAAUAAUAAACCAAGUUUAUGCUGCUGUACUUUUCCACAAGAGCUGCUUGUCCCUCAGAAUCUGAAGUGGCAGGUUUCUAAGAAAUAAACACUCCCCAUUCAACUUGGAUAGAGCAAUCAGCAGCUUUUUCUAAUUUUUUAAUUUGGGCAUAUCAUCUUCACCCUAUUUAACGCUUAAACCCAGCCAUUUAUUCUUUAGUUUCACACCAGACCAGCACAUGAGCAAAACCGCAUUUCUAGACAUGGAGCAAAGAUAUUUAUGUAUCAUAAAUGCCACAGAUUCUAUUUUGCAUCUGCUUGGUUGCCAUCUUCAAGUCUCUGGGAGAUUUCUGCAAGAAGGAUCAGGAGAGCUCAAGGCCCCUACUAAAUUUCUAUUGCCUGGUCCAGAAGCAUCCUCAGAAGGUUGGCGUUUAAAAAGAAAAGUCAUAAUGGCUGCCAAAAGCAUAAAAUUGAAGCUCUGCCCCUUUGUGUACAAGUCAGAAACACAAAGCAUAUUAAAAAGAGGCAGAGCUUCAAUCACACAACCAUCAACAGCAGUUUUGGGACUCCACUCCCCACUUCCUUCAAAUACUGAUGAGAUUACCUAAUUGGGUAAUGAAAUGUCUGCAAGAAAACCAAGCUCAGAAAGCAUCAAGUUUGCAGAUUCUUGUCCUGCUCUUAAGAGUUACAGAAAGAACAUGUAUAUCUUCUAGUCGAUGUGUCCUUCCCCUACCCUCAAAUCAAGCCUUAUAUUUAGUUAAAUAUUAGGGGAUCAAUUCCUACACCCCUUUUCUCCCUACUUUCUAAUACUGUGUGAAAGAAUGCCGGAAAAGCAGACACUGAACAUUGGGCCCUAAGCAAAGUAACGCUUACCUCAUGUUAUGUUAUCUCUCUUAAAAGACCUGAGUGAAGUGUGUUAAAUCUGUAAAGAGUGAAGUGGAAAGAUUCAUACCCCUCUUGCCUUCUAGUUGUGAUUCUAUGUCAACUUAACCCAUUUUUGUAACCCAAUUAUAAAACAAUUGUAAUUUCAAAAAUUUUACAUCAGUUAAUGCUGUUUUAGCAUGUAAACAGAUAUUUAGCUUUAUUUUCCAAUCGAAGGUUUCUCUUGACCAUGAACAACAUGCUGGGAGAAAAAGAUCUGAAUCCAGAAUAUAAAAAUACUUAAUCCAUUUACUGUCUCCAUAUUUAACCAUUUUUUCCUGUCACAAUGAAAAUUGCAAGUUGAUAGGAAUCAAAGUUAUGCACUUCUGAAACAGGAGAAUCUGUAAUUCCUAAAACUGAAAACAUUCCAUUGCAUUGUUUAAAUUCAUGUACAAUUUCCUAUUGUAAUAUUUCAGAUUCAAAAGAAGCCAUAUGUGAGAAAGUUUAUUUGCUAUAUAUUUGAUAUAUGGUUCAGAAUGCCAGGUUGUAAAUUCAAGGCUUACAUUAGCUUUCACAACCUUGCGCCCUCAAGGUGGAUUGGAUUUCAGUUUCCUGGUUUCUUAGCCAAAACAUUUGGAAGGGAUCCCAUAAUGAGGAAGCCUCGUUUAGGGUUUUAUUUUCCUUUCUGUCAUGGGCAUCACUGACCAAUCAAAUAAUCAGCCUAUUUUAUUCAAAUAUUUCGAUCUAUAAAUAUUUCUGUCUUUCCAUUCUACCUCCCUACCUCUCUGGCAUUUAGUGCAGACAUCAUGCAAUUAUUGUACCAUGACAAUAUAAAGAUUUUUAUUUCAAUUAUUAUAGUAACUAUCUUUUAAAAACCAUGACUACAUUACCUUUAUGAAUGUGUACAUGGCAUUUUAUAUUAAUUUUAGUCAUGAUUUAUAUAAAUGGCAUGCACAUUUAUCUUUAUGAAUGUAUAUACUACUGAUAGAUCCAGUUUGGUAUUAAACAUCAGGCUAGAAGCCAGGAAACCAUGAGUUGUCCUGCCAUAGACACAAAUCCAGCUGGGUGAUCUUGGGCCAGUCAUUCUCUCAGCCCUAAGAAGGAGUGGCAAGCUAGCUUUGAAAAAUCUUGCCAUGAAACUGCAAGGUCCAGGUAGUCUCCAAAAAUCAGACACAAUUGAAUGGAAGAAAAAAGGGAUAUUUUCAAGAUUUUUAGCAAACUUAAUUUCACAUCAAAAUUUGAUAUAAAUGAAUAUUGCUUUCUUUUUUAUGUACAGAUUUAUGAAAAUAUAGGUAAACAAAUAUACAUAGAGCAGCCUUUGUAUGUUCAUUUUAUUCUCAUUAUGCACUUUUAAGAUAUAAAGUAUUUGACAAAAUAUAUAGCAGCUGUGAUUGUGAAUUGUUAUCUACAAUGUUUGAAACUGCUUUGAACAUGCUGCAUUGAGCAUAAAAUCCCAAACACACAUUCUGGAUCACUUUUUGCAUGCAUUGCCUGAAUGCCUUUUAAAAAAUGCAUUCAGGCGAUUCAGCAAGGGCCAAUGAAGACAGCAUAGUAAUGGAGCUUCCAGAGGCAUGGCAAAUACAAAAGCACAUCCCAUAACAGGAACUGUUCAAUAGACUGAUUCUUUGAAAUCUCUCCAUAUAGGAAGAGUGGAAGGUCACCCACAUGUGCUCCAGAUAGCUACAUCUCACAAGCAGGCAGCAGGAUUGCAGUUUUCUAUGGGUUUGAAGUCUUGAGAAUUGAUGAAAUCAAACUAAGUUGAAUUAUACAAACCUUACUUUCUAAUCACUUUUGGAAAUUACUCAUUAACUACUUCUAAGCUAUUGAAAAUCUUUAAAUAGACAAGCCUGAAAAUGCUGGUUGAGUCUCCCUGAAUUCUGAAUGAAAGAAAAAUUUAAUCAUAAACUUAAGAAAUUAAAGAAUCUGAAAUAGGCAAAUGCUUACAUUGAUUCUGCAUUAUCACAGUGAUUUUGACUGUUUCAGACAUGUUCCCCGCCCCCCAUGUAAGGCAGUCUUAUUCUCUUUGUAGCUUGCUUUGGUUGUACUGUAAUGGGUUGAGUGGCCAAGCACUUUUUUAUAAAUUUGUGUAGUAUCCAUUUUAUUAAAGGAUGUAUAGGCAAUCUGCUUCCUUUUUCUGGUGGUCUAGGUUGCUGCAGUGCAUUUUUAGUGAAUAAUGAAUAAUGUUUUAGACAGCUUUUGAAGGAAGUUAGAUUGUUACCAAAAGCUAGUGUGGUGGUUUUUCAGUAGACUUGCAUUUAUAAUUUGCCAACAUUUCUUCUGCUGAUGAGGAUAUUCAGGUAGGGUAGUGUGUUGUUCUUGUGAAUUUUAUUCCUUUGAAGAUGUGGAUUUUUUUCACAUUUCUUUUCUAGUUGUUCCUUUUUUAUUAAAAUGAAGAGGUCGUCACAUAUUGGAUCCAUAUUUUCUAGUGCUAUUGUUCUAGAUGCUGCAUUAUGGUGCACUAUGAGUUUUGAGAGUGGUGAUCUCAUGGAUGUUCCUCUAAUUUAUUGCUACAUUUGUCUAUCAAAUAGAAAAUAGGUAGUGAGGCAGAGGUUGACGAGAUCUACAAUUCUGGCUGUUUCAAUUCUAGUGUAUUUGAUUAGUUGAAUGUCUUGUUAGUUACUGCUUUUAUGUUUGCUUUUUACUAGUUCCUGAUCUAUAGAAGAGUACAUUCCAAUCAUCUUCAUUUCUUUGCACUUUGAUUUUCUGCAAACACUGUAGUUGAUAGAAUAUUAAUUCUCCUUUGUGAGCUGUCCAAGUUUUUUUUUUGUAAAUUCUUUCACUUUGUUGAAUUUUGGGUAACAAUACAACUGGACAAAUAAUAGACUGGGCUUGUGAAUUUUGGGGUAUCUAUAGAAGCGUGAGAAGAUGGUCUUUUCAUUCGCCUCUGUUCUUUAGUGAUUUGAUCUUUCUUAGUUAGGUUGUUGAGCAUAUUGUCUAGUUUUUGGAUUGGGUUAUUGGGAUGUUUGUUUUCUAAUUCUUUGGGAUUUUGUUUGUAUGUAUUAUAUUCUGUUUAUGUUAACUGUUGUUCGACCUUUGUUGGAAGGUUGGUGAUGGUUUGGUCCUUCUUUAGGUUUUUGAGGGCUGCUUUCCUUUACUUGAAUGUGUUCUGAUUCUGUGUUCAUCUGGUCUCUGGUAUGAUUGUUUGCCUCCUUUGGUCUCUGAGGCAAGAAGUUCUGUGAUUUUAAAUGCUGCUUCUAAUGCUGAAAAAAUUGUGAUUGAUUAGUGUCAUGUGUAUUGAGGCCUUUUUGGAGCAUAUUGUGAUUUAUAGUGGAUAGUGAGCUGUUGGACGUAUUGACUAUCGAUUUGGGUUCAUGUUAUCUCUUUGCUUCUGGAGUUUAGCUUCAGUAGUUUGGUUUGGAAUUUUUUUCAGCUUGUCUUAGAAAUGUAAUCUUGAUGAUGAUUGUCAGCAUUUUUGUAUUUACUGGUGUUAACAGUUUGUUCCAGUCGCUCCUUGAGGUUGUUUAUGGUGUACCAGAUAGCAUCAUCGUGAAACACAAACCAAACAACUACUGUAAUUUAAGAACUAAAAACAGGAGUCAUCUACAAUAUAGAACAGACACACACAAAACUACAGAGUGCAUCCAUAGACACCCAACAGCAGUCAGAAGGCACAAUGAAAACUCCUUAAUUCACAACACUUGGACAGACUCAAGUAUAAAAUUGGGAAAUUGAGACCAUUCUAGUCCAAGCUGGAUCCAAAAAUGAUAGGGAAUUUCUGGAAGCAUUCAGACAAGUCAGCCAUCAAUGGACACAUAGAGAUAAACCAAGUUUUUAAAAGAGUAUAAAAAAUUUAAGAAGGAAACAAAAAGACCAGAAUACACUCUCUCUAAUAGCCUGCACCCAGAUAGGCAAGAAUUAGCACCAAACAAUCAAGAUACUAUCAAGGAGAAAACCAUACCCCCAAUACAGGCAAGGCAAAUUACUUUAUAUAAAUAGGGAGCAAACUCUUCACAUACUGGUACUGGGUAGUGAAAGGUAUGCAAGCAAAGAACCAAGCUCAGAGAGUACUAAGGAGUCCUCUGUGCAAUCCUGAGGUACAGAGAUUGUCUUUUAUUGUCUUUACCAUCUUGAAAAUACAGAAAUGAAGACAUUGUAUUUCCUAGUGUUUCCUGUAUGGCAAGUUUAUUGUGUUCUUUCAGUUUUUUCAAUAACUGUAAUAAUUAAAUAUUGAUUUAAUCUAAAUACUUGGUCUAAAACCAGAGGUGGAUACAGUUUUCCCAGCAUUGCCUUGGUGUAGAGAUGUCUCUUGUUUCUGCUGCUUCUAGCUCACCAAAUAAACUGGAAAGAU